AUGGAUGCUGAGGCAGCUGGGCAGGGAACUGAUAAAGUCCGUUUCUCUAAAUCACUCUCCAAGGGAGAAAAAGUAUCUACUGCUUUUAGGAAGGAAAAGAUAAAGGAGGCCUUGGAUGCACUUGGGAUUCCAUAUGAUUGGGAUACAGUCCCCAAUAUUGCUGUCAUGGGAUCAGGAGGAGGUUUACGUGCCACAAUUGCCCUUUGUGGGACACUAGUGGAGCUGAAGAACCAGAAUAUCUUAGACUGCAUUAUGUACCUGGCUGGCGUUUCUGGUUCUGCCUGGUGCAUGUCGUCCAUCUGCAAAACUGAGAAUUGGACAGAAAGACUGAAGGAGUUGGAAAAACAUCAACGGGAAACCCUUACUGAAAGCCAGUGGAAUUUUGAGACAGCAGCGAACGCUUUGAUGAAGGCCACAAAUGAUGAGAAUUACUCUCUGACAGAUUUCUGGUCUUAUUUUAUUGUGUACCAAAUGUUAAAUGAGUUGGAUGAGAGUACAUUGCCUGAGCAGAGGAGAUCUUCUGAGAAUGGGAAAAAUCCUUAUCCUAUUUAUGCAGCCUUGAACAACAUGUCAUACAAGGGAAACCUUCCAGGCACCUGGUUUGAAUUUACCCCACACGAAGUUGGGAUACCUGAUCUUGGUGCAUACAUAGACACCAAAUACUUUGGCAGUGUAUUUGAAAACGGGCAAAUGAUUGAGGAGAAGGAGGAGAAAAAUAUCAGCUAUCUGCAAGGUAUAUGGGGAAGUGCCUUUGGCAGCAAGAAGGACUUGAAGAAGCAACUAUAUGGGGUUUUUCAUCUUUACCAUAGGUUACGCAGUGUUGUAAUGAAGACCUCUGCAUGCAUUUCCCAAUGGAAAUGGGGGACCACCAAUAACUUCCUGUACAAGUGCUGUGGUGAGGAAGUCUAUAACCUGUCAAGUGAACGGACGCUAUCUCUGAUUGAUCCUGGUAUGGACAUAAACACUGCUUACCCACUCAUUUUGCGCCCUGAGAGGAAUGUGAAGCUGAUCCUUUCUUUUGACUUCAGCUCUGGGAAUCCUUUCGAGACCGUUGAAAAAGCUGCUGACCACUGUGCAAAAUGUGGAAUCAAAUUUCCCAAAAUAGAUGGAAUAAAACCAGAGGACAAAAAGAACCCAUCAGGCUGCUACAUCUUCAGAGGAAGAGAUGCUCCUACCGUCAUGCAUUUCCCACUAUUCAAUAAGGACAACUGUCUAGAUAAAACUGAAGUAUACAGAAUCCAGUUUGGUACCCUCAAGAUGAAAUAUACCAAUGGAGAAAUUGAAAAGCUUCUCACUGCCGCAAAGAAGAACGUCGUGAAUGCUCAGCAAAAGAUUUGGGAAGAGAUUGGGCGUGCUGCUGCUGCUUCUCCCUGACAUGUUUAGGGAAACCAUUCCCACUUUAACAUUUUCCUAACAGCUAGUGACUCUCUAAUCUUCAACAUGCAUUUCUGCCCGUGAAUGCAAUAUUUCUAAUAAGCCAUACACACAACCAGCGUACCCCAUGGUAGAGUGUCACAUGAGCAUCCGUUACUACCAACCUGGUGUAUUUUUUUCCUGCCUUGCCCUUACCAAGUGGCAAGGCUUCCCCACAUUCUCCAUAUUGUUCAGCAGCUACCUAUAUUAUUAAGCCAUGGGUCGGCUCCAGACUGGUGAAGCAGGGACCUGGUCUGCUGGUGAAGCAGGGACCUGGGGGGUUCCUGGGAAUCAUGGGACUUUUAUGGACAAAAGCUGUGAGGUAGUUAGUAGGAAAAUGAGGAGAGUGAUCAAAAAAGCUGGCUAGAUACAACUCUAGGCCUGCUGGUGUUGCUUAGGAUCCUUACUCUGAGUUG
This is a messenger RNA of Sphaerodactylus townsendi, 1829 nucleotides long. RefSeq names its product phospholipase A2 group IVC (gene PLA2G4C). NCBI's taxonomy places the organism in Eukaryota, Metazoa, Chordata, Lepidosauria, Squamata, Sphaerodactylidae. Gene Ontology annotation, molecular function: calcium-dependent phospholipid binding; calcium ion binding. Gene Ontology annotation, cellular component: nuclear envelope; cytosol; nucleoplasm. Gene Ontology annotation, biological process: glycerophospholipid catabolic process. The record is from RefSeq and is a predicted model, not a curated record. The transcript is spliced from 11 exons. Bases 1 to 1374 code for a protein of 457 amino acids.